Molecule: messenger RNA, 1324 nt
Organism: Ochotona princeps (American pika)
Lineage: Eukaryota; Metazoa; Chordata; Mammalia; Lagomorpha; Ochotonidae
Gene: TCEA3
Product: transcription elongation factor A3
Exons: 11
Coding region: 246-1292 (348 amino acids)
Biological process (GO): transcription elongation by RNA polymerase II; DNA-templated transcription
Cellular component (GO): nucleus
Molecular function (GO): zinc ion binding; nucleic acid binding
Source: RefSeq, a predicted model, not a curated record
GGCGGGUGCGGGCACUCUUUGCCCUGGCGAGUCCUUGAAGUCUAUAUUUAGUGCACGCCACCCCUCCCCCACGGCAGGGAGGGACCCGGGAGGUGGGGGCGGCCCCGCCCCCGCCAGGCGUGUAUGUGUCGUGUGUGCUGCGGCCCGUGCAGGUUGCGCGCCCUCGGUCUUGGCGCCUGCUACCCUGGAGGCUCGGCCGUUGCCUCAACGCCUCGCUUCGCCCCGCCGGUCGUCGUCGGGCUAACAUGGGCCAGGAAGAGGAGCUGCUGAAGAUCGCCAAAAAGCUGGAGAAGAUGGUGGCCAGAAAGAGCACGGAGGGGGCCCUGGACCUUCUGAAGAAGCUGAGCGGCUACCGGAUGUCCGUGCAACUACUGCAGACCACCAGGAUCGGAGUCGCUGUGAAUGGGGUCCGAAAGCACUGCUCAGACAAAGAGGUGGUGUCCUUGGCCAAGGUGCUCAUCAAGAACUGGAAGCGGCUGCUCGACUCUCCGGGACCCCCUAAGGGAAAAAAAGGAGAGGAAGGAGAAAAAACAAAGAAAGAAAAAGGUGCUGAAGGUGCAGACUGGAAACCAGAACCAGGCCUCUCUCCAUCAAAGAAAAAUCAAGGGAAAGAGUCCAAAAGCAGGAAAGACUCUGCGGACUCCAGGUCUUCUACCUCCUCGUCUCCCAAAAGGCCCUCGAUGGACAGAUCAAACAGCAGCAAAUCCAAAGCCGAGACCCCCAAGACACCCAGCAGCCCCAGCACUCCCACGUUCGCUCCCUCUGUCUGCCUCCUGGCCCCCUGCUAUCUCACGGGGGAUUCCGUCCGGGACAAGUGCGUGGAGAUGCUCUCUGCAGCCCUGCAAGCAGAAGGUGAUUACAAGGACUAUGGAGUCAACUGUGACAAGAUGGCCUCAGAAGUUGAAGAUCAUAUCUACCAGGAGCUCAAGGGCACAGACAUAAAGUACCGGAACCGCGUGCGCAGCCGGAUCAGCAACCUUAAGGACCCCAGGAACCCCAGCCUGAGGCGGAAUGUGCUCAGUGGGGCCAUCUCCACUGCGCUCAUUGCCAAAAUGACAGCAGAGGAAAUGGCCAGUGACGAGCUGAGGGAAUUGAGGAAUGCCAUGACCCAGGAGGCCAUCCGUGAGCACCAAAUGGCCAAGACGGGCGGCACCACCACCGACCUUUUCCAGUGCAGCAAAUGCAAGAAGAAGAACUGUACCUAUAACCAGGUGCAGACCCGAAGUGCUGAUGAGCCCAUGACAACCUUUGUCCUAUGCAAUGAGUGUGGCAAUCGCUGGAAGUUCUGCUGAUGGGACCACCACCAUCAGGACCACCCACCGCA